Cylicocyclus nassatus is the source of this 5311-nucleotide messenger RNA. NCBI's taxonomy places the organism in Eukaryota, Metazoa, Nematoda, Chromadorea, Rhabditida, Strongylidae. The record is from the annotation of a GenBank genome assembly.
GAUCUGUGCGUUGCGAGUUAACCUGUUCGUUACUGAUUAAUCGUUCGUUGGUUUUAUGUUUUUUCGAUGAUUCUCCGUGAAAUACACGAUCGACAUAGCAGUCGCUUUCACUAAUGGAAAUACAUGCGUAGUAUUAUGAUCUAUCUCGUUUUGUGGUGCUUGUCCAUUGGCUGCUUAAUUGUAAAGGCCGACCCUGCUAUAUCUCCAUUUGUAGUCCUACCGCCUUCACUUCGCAUCAAUGCCUUAAACACUAUUAUUGUUUCUCCAGUAAAGAGUGAUAGCGAAAAUACGGAUAUUCACCUUAGUGUCCUGGGAUUUAGAGACAAGAAGAGCUCCAUUAUAUUCACGCAAAAGCUCAAAGCAAAAAGAGCGGGUGCCUCGCACUCCUUCUCUUUCCAAGUAAUUGACCCUGUGGAGAAGGCUAAAGUAAGCGUUAUUGUGCAAGGCCAUACCAAGUUCGAGAGUGAAAUACGAGUACUGCCUAACCUCGCUGCAUUACAUAUCCAUACAGACAAACCAGUAUACUCCGCUGGCGAAACAGUGUCUGUUCGCGCUUUGCCAUUAACCUAUGAAGGCUCUGUCUACGAUGGUUUCAUUGAGUUUGCUUUAGUGAACCCGGACGGUUUUGAACUUGUGAGAAAGCGCAAUAACACCUCUGAUGGUUAUAUUCCACUGACCUUCGAGUUACCCGAGUACCUUUUCUAUGGCGAGUGGCACAUAAUUGCAAAACCUCAGGGCGUGAAUGAUCCCGACUUUACGUAUAGUGUUGCUUUCCAGGUAAAAGAUUACGUUUUGCCGCCAUUCAAGAUCGGUCUCUCCAUCAGUGAUGGACAGCCUCUCGAUUCUACUGAAGUUACUGUUGAAUCAAGGUACUACUAUGGUGCACCGCUUUUUGGAUCUCUGACCUUCUACUGCAACACUCACAGGAACCGACACUCAUCGAAACCGCAACGUCUGAUGCAAUCUCUGAUCACUGACGGUCUAUGGAAGCAGUCAGUAAACCUCUCGAUAUGCUUUUCAAAUUCUCGUCAAACAGCUACAGUGAUUACGGUAGAAAUUCGAGAUCGCGGAUCUGGAAAUCGUGGUGAAGCUGCGAUUACCUUUGAUCCCUUGUAUCCUGGAUUCGAAAUUGUUGCACUUCGGCCUGUAUACAACAUUAGAACAAAAGAACUGCUGCUGAAGAUAGAUUCUGUUGGAGCACCUGUAGGAUCACAUGUGAAUGUGAUUUUUUAUUGCCUUGGAGACGUAAUGCAAAAGUCGAACAGCACGGAAACACUCGUUGGAAAUGUGCUAAGUUUCGAAAAACCAGUAGAAUGGAAUAAAUGUAACGUGAUAAUGGUAGAGGCAACCAGGCAAAUUGGAACAACAAAGACGCGAAAGAAGACGUUAAUGCUUCCGAUGGUAGCAGAUCAGUCAGCUCUAGAACCAUCGUGGAUUGGAAUCGAAUCACUCCGAGCUGCUUACUACGUCGGUGAAAGUCUGAAUGUAUCCGUGCAAGGAGGCGUGGCACCGCGUUCGUUGAAUUAUGUGAUCCUGUGCAACUUGCACUCUGUCACUGGCACAGGACAAGUAAGGGAUGACGGUGUUCUUACAGUAAAGAUUACAAGAAAGAUGAUUGGGACUUGCAUUCUGUUCGUGUACGCGUUGGAAAUUAAACCUACUACGGAUAUGUUCCUGUUCAAUGUCGUGGAUCCAUGCCAGGUGUCUGCCUUCGUAUCUCGUGAUUUCAUCGAACCAAGAGGCUCAUUAAGUUUGACACUUAAUGGAGAACCUUAUGGGAUAGCUAUCGUGCGAGCAAUGGACGAUCGUUUGAAUGCUCUGAGACUGACUAAUGACGCAAUACGGACAAAAUACUGGGAUUUUGGCAUGUUUCAUCCAGAUACAAAGAGUAAUCAAGCAAGGCUGUUGAAUUUCGUAGCGUUAAAACAAGUGAAGAAAGCCAUAGAUCGAAGUUGCUCUUUGGCUGCAAGCCCUUAUCUGCAGCAAUUUGGCAAAUGUCCAGAUGCAAAAGCUACUUUAACAGUGCUGUCGAAUAUUUGCCUCAAAAUGAUGGUACUCAAAUGUAUGCCUGAGCCGCAAGCAGUUGUAGUUUCAACGGCUUGCGAUGCGAAAAAUCCGCGAGACUGCGUGUAUCCGUUGAUGCAAGGAAAGCCAAUGCUUGGUCGUCUUCUCUCUCUCGAGGCUGCACAAGCUCCUGAUGACACGUCAGUGAAUAUGUUCAGCGAUACUUUGAGAGUGGAUGACGACGAUGGAUCAGGCGUUCGUGAGCGUUUUCAUGAAGUGUGGCUUUUCGACGCUAUACCUCUUACAGCGUCUGGCACAGCGUCAAAGACCUUGAAAGCGCCGGAUACUGUAGGCACAUGGAGCGUGUCGUCAGCUUUUUGGUCACCAGGACAAAGAGAUCUUUGUGCUGCUAAAAAUCUUGAGAUAAUAUCAAAAAAGGAUGUGUUUCUGGAGGUCGAUCUACCAAAGUCGGUGUUUGUGAACGAAACAGUGACAGCUAAAGUCACCGUUGUAGCAUUGAAUAAUGAACGAGAAACAACGUACUCAGUCUGCUUAUCUGACAUGUCGAGAAAAAUCUGUGCUGAUCUUGGAUCGUUCGGACAACUCGGACAACCAAGCUAUUCUCGUGUGGUAGUCUCACCUGAUCAUCCAAUUGAUACGAAAACAUUUUCGUUGAGAUUUCUCUCCACUGGAUCAGCAAAAGUGACUUUUCAAUUGAGAGAAGAAACUUCAUAUCCUGGAAAGCAUCACUGUGAUAUUGGCCAUAUAUAUGACUCGGUUCGGUUAAACGUUUUUAUAGCAAAACGUGAUGAAACCGAGGAAUUAUAUAAGAUGCUCAUACUUGAUGCAAACAAACCUUUGACUGAUAUCACAACAAACAGUGCAGUGGAGGAAAUUACAACUUCUAGAGAUGUUUUUCAUGUAACAGAGCGUCGAUCGCCAAAAGAUGGCGAUGUGAUGAUUACUGAUGUUUUUGCGAAUAUACCCGAUUCUGACGCCGUCUAUAGUUUCAAUAUUGAUGUCUCUAAAUUUCUUCCACUGGAUACUCCUGAGAUAAAAGUUCGACGAACUCGUCGCAGCAUUGAAUCGAACCAUGCCUUCCUUUCUGACAUCCUCAAACGGCUCUCUGUAGAGCUUUACCAGUUCAAGAGAAUCAGAAUGCUACAAAACACUGAUGCCUCAACCUUGGAAAUGGCUGAGAAUAGGAUUGGGUCGUUGAUAUCGGAUAUGUUGCGAUUUUCGGAUUGUCGAAAUGAGACGGCCUGUGGUUAUGCGGAAUUCAUGAUGCCAAGAAGUCCAGAGGAACGGUCGAUCGCUCUAACAGCCAUUGCCACAUCGCUACUCUGCGAAUCCACAUCGGAUAGUCGUCUUGUUUGUGGUGGAAUACAGUUUCUAAUACAGUCAUUUAUGAAAGAAUGGCAACAAGAGUUCUACGAUUUAAGCGAUCUAGUUGCCUUGGGUCACCCUAUUGACAGAGAAUGGUUUUUGAAAGCAAUUCUACUGCAAGUAUCUCGUGACUGCGCUGCAUACCACUGUGUUAAAGAUGAUGACGCUUGGUUCAAAUUGCUGUAUUCUUUCUAUUCUAUUGAUGAGAAUUGGAAAUGGGAUGUACGUUCAAUCGCAGCUCUGGCUUAUAUGGGAACGAAUGCGACCAGUGAAGUGAUGAGAAUCAGGAUGGCUGGACUGGCAAAUCGUCACAUCUUACCUUUCUGGAAUGCUGGUACUCGAUUAUUUUCGAAAACGAAGAUGAGCAAUUUUGAAGAGUCCAGUAUAGUGAGAAAAAUGAAGAGUGGUGAUAUAUUGGUCAACUCGCUUGGAAUACUGGCAUUUGUCUCCCCAGGAGCAGAAGGUCGAGAUGUCGAUUGGGAUCCACUUGCAAGUUGGCUUUAUGAGCAACAAUCACAAGAUGGGACCUAUGAUAAUGUUAUCGAUACGUAUUUUGCAUCACGUGCUUUGUUUGAGUAUCACUUUCGUAAAAUUGACAUCAGUAGCAAAGGAGCGGUUACCGUAUCCGUGCACUGCCCUACAUGUGAACCACGUACAGUGAAUGUAACUGAAGCGGCGACGCAGAUCUAUCUACCCACACAUGUCCGAAAUGUAACUGUGGAAACUAAAGGACAUGGAAAAGCAAAGUUAGACAUGCGAUUAGUCGCGAAAAAACGGCAACGCUCAAGACGAGGUCUAACACAAGAUGACUACCACCCAGUGCGAUUAAAUGUACAUCAAGAGCGAAUCCGCAAAGGAACGAUUCGUCAGACUGUAUGCUUACGGGUCCUUUCACCUCUGAUAAAAGUUAUCGAAAUUACUCAUGGACUGUACACGGGUUAUUCAGCAACACCUAACAGUGUUGCUUUGUUAGCAAACUCGUCAUCACUUUCAUUCAAUUCGCCUGUCUCAGUUUCUUCAUUUGCUGCUCAUUUUGUUCUAAGUGGUUUUAAACAUAACGAAAUACUUUGUUACGUGAUCGGAGUUACUGAACCUCAACACAGUCACGAACCGCUGCACUUAGCUCCAGUCGCUAUUACUGCCCGGCAUCCUGUUGAAGGCGUCAUAGGGCUCGUGCUAAUCUCCCAUCCCGAUCAAGACACUACUAAACGUAGAAAUAGACGACAUAUGAGAGGACAGUCAGAGGUGUCUCACGGCACAAUAUUCCACAGAAUUCCACGAGCUAUUGUAGACGAGUCUAUCGAUACAGUUUGCUUCGAUGGCGGACAAUGUUCAUGUGCGGAAUCCACAUGUGGCGUGAAAUGCGGUCUUUGUACCAGAGAUAAUGCCGCAGAUAUCAAGAAAUUCAUCUCAUUGCCUCAGAAUUUCGGUGCACUUCUUCGGAUUCGCGCUAUUGAUCGAAUUCUUGUAAAUAAUGCAUACUAUACACAUUUGAGUACAGAAGUUCGAGAAAAGCGGGGAGCGGCUGAACAUCAAAUCUCAGAAAAGCUAGAUAUAUGGCUUCGAGAAUGCAAUCCACGUUGUGUUGUACAGAAACCAUCUGUCAAUGAUAGCUAUCUCAUUCUUGGUGAAGCAGGUGCCUUAUCGGUAGAUAAUUCAGGAAGGCAGCAUUACGUUCUUCGUAAUAUGGACCGAUUCGAAAGAGCUACUACGAAUUGUGCUCAACUUUCUAAUGCAAUCAUUCUUGAAUAAUGUUAUGAUUAUGAACAUGUAUUAUGCAGCCCAAGCUGUGAAAGAGGAUAAUGAAGCUCAAAUUUCAAUUUAGCGAAUUAUUCAAUUGUCAGUUUGAAAAUUGGUGCGAAACAGUGGAUCUGUACUUAUGCUCGAAAUGUCAUAAUAGUGAAUAAACGAGUUAUAGCAA